AUGCUCUCACUUGUUGCUGCAGUGAAGGCACCCCGCACACACAACCGUCGCCGCGUGACCGGAUCCAGCGGAAGGAGGAGGGAAGGAGGAGAGGGUGAGCCGCAGAGGCCCAACAUGUCCCGGCGUUUGUUUACUUUUGCGCUGCUCCUCCCUCUUGUCGUGAUGAUGUGCUGCGGCAGUGGAGGUGCGGCCGCUGUGGGGAGUGUGUCAGAGGAUGAGCAUCUUUCUAAGUGGGUCGAUAUUUUUGUCCCAAAUAAGACGCAGGUGUUGGCAGGAGAAGAUGAUUCUAAAAGUGGAGUUGGGGUUUCGUUUGCCUCACCCUCUCUUGUCAGUGCUGGUGGUGUAAUGGCUGUGCUUGCGGAGGGUAUCAUUUCAUAUAAUCCCUCCAGUGCCACAGAAAGUUUUGUUUAUCAUUCCGAUAUUGUUGCGGGGUACGUCAACGCUGCGGAGUCGUGGCCGUCUCUUGUCGCCGAGAUCAAUGACGGUACAUGGAGGGCACACACCGUGUUAAGUACAGUGAAUGAGGAGAGACAUGUGGGUAUUGCGCGCUUUCCCACAACCAUUGCAAAGGGCAAUAAGCUGUUUCUUCUUGUGGGAAGCUACAUUAUGAUGCAAGACACUAAGGAUGAUUUUUGGAAGCUUGGUGGCACGGAUAUUCAACUGGUUCAGGGUGAGGCCACAAAGUCUACGGAGGGCAAGCAGAGUAAAUCGAUCAAAUGGGGCGAGCCCAAAUCGUUGCUGGGACAGAUUGCUCCACAGGCUCAAGGUGACUCGAAAGUGCUUUGGGCCGGCGGUGGUGGCUCCGGUGUUCUGAUGGAGGAUGGCACUUUUGUGUUUCCUCUGCAAAAGCGGAAAGAAAAUGGUGAAUUUCUUUCCAUGAUCAUUUAUUCGACAGACGAUGGAAGUAGCUGGACACUCUCAAGGGGUAUGCUUCCUGCGGGCUGCCGUGGCUCCUGCAUCACCGAGUGGGAGAGAGGACAAAUUCUCAUGAUUACGGAUUGUGAUGAUGGCCAGAGGGUGUUCGAGUCGCGUAACAUGGGGACAACGUGGACGGAGGCUGUCAGAACACUCUUGGGCGUGUGGGUCAAGUCAGAAUCAGAAUUCUUUUGGGACAAAAGUUUGCGUGCGGGAGCCCUCAUCACCGCGACCAUUGAGGGAAGGAAGGUUAUGCUGUACACUCAGAAAAGGUACCCCACGCAGGAGCAAAAGGACAAGGCGCUCUAUCUUUGGGUCACGGACAACAACCGCACGUUUUAUGUCGGACCGUUUUCUGUGGACAGUGCUGAGAACAAGACGUUUGCCAACGCCCUGUUGUACUCGGAUGCUGAGCUUUAUCUUUCACAGCAGAGGGGCAUUAAAACAGGCACAGCCGUUUCACUUUCCCGCCUGGCGGAGGAGAUGAAUACAGUCAGGUCCGUCCUCAGCGGUUGGGCACAGCUGGACGCCUCCUUCUCCGAGUCAUUCACGCCCACGGCUGGUCUGGUUGGAUUUUUGUCCAACGCAGCCAGUGGUGACACGUGGGUCGACGAGUACCGCUGCGUGAAUGCAACGGUGACGAAGGCAGCGAAGGUCCACAAUGGGUUCAAGUUCACGGGGCCUGGGUCCAGGGCAAUAUGGCCCGUGAACAGCCGGGAGGAUAAUAAUCAGUACGGCUUUGUGGAUCACAACUUCGCUAUUGUGGCGACGGUGACCAUCCACAAGGCUCCGAAGAAGAGCACUCCUCUGCUGGGUGCGAGUCUGGGGGAAGGUCAUCCCACGAAGAUGAUUGGGCUGUCGUACGGCGCUGGAAGUAAGUGGGAGACGGUGUUUGACGGCAAAACAACAGCACAGGACAGCACGUGGGAGCCGGGGAAAGAAUACCAGGUGGCGCUGAUGCUUCAGGGCGGCAACAAUGGCUCCGUUUACGUGGAUGGCAAGCUCGUGGGGAGCUCGGAGACGAUACCAACACUUGAGACGACGGUGCUUGAAAUCUCACACUUUUACAUUGGGGGCGACGAGGGAGACAGCGACAGUGAUCUGACGGUGAAGAACUUCUUUCUGUACAACCGCCCACUGAGUGCUGACGAACUAAAAAUGGUGACGAAGAGAGAGGACUCCGUGCGUGGAGACGUGUCUCGGGUGCUCCUGCUGCUGCUGCUGCUGCUGGGGCUGUGGGGCAUUGCGGCCCUUUACUGA
Trypanosoma cruzi is the source of this 2175-nucleotide messenger RNA. RefSeq names its product trans-sialidase, putative. Lineage: Eukaryota; Euglenozoa; Kinetoplastea; Trypanosomatida; Trypanosomatidae. Gene Ontology annotation, biological process: oligosaccharide catabolic process; ganglioside catabolic process. Gene Ontology annotation, molecular function: exo-alpha-sialidase activity. The coding region runs from base 1 to 2175 and encodes 724 amino acids. The record is from RefSeq and is a predicted model, not a curated record. Gene Ontology annotation, cellular component: intracellular membrane-bounded organelle; cytoplasm; membrane. The transcript has a single exon.